Messenger RNA from Anopheles moucheti, 1385 nucleotides. RefSeq lists its product as uncharacterized. The record is from RefSeq and is a predicted model, not a curated record. NCBI's taxonomy places the organism in Eukaryota, Metazoa, Arthropoda, Insecta, Diptera, Culicidae. Bases 53 to 1111 code for a protein of 352 amino acids. The transcript is spliced from 2 exons. Gene Ontology annotation, cellular component: extracellular matrix.
UCGCAGAGCAGUUCUAAUACAAUACUAGAUUUUAAACACCAUCAACGGUGCGAUGGCGUUAAAGUUUACGAUAUUCUUAAUAGCGGCUGUGAGUGCUGCCAGUCUUCAAGACUAUCACCAGCAAACACACCUACAGCAGCAGCAGCAGCAACAGCAACAACAACAGCAGCAGCUACAACAACAACAAAAUCAGGCCGAUCCGUGGGAUUUGAAACGAUACGCGUCUGAUGCACAGCAUUUAAACGAUGAACAAGUAGGAUACGAUUUUUCCUAUUCGGUUCACGACCCAGUCACCGGUGAUCAAAAGAGCCAGGAAGAAUCUCGUCGCAAUGGUCACGUUCGUGGUCAGUAUUCUUGGGUAGAUGCCGAUGGUAUACGCCAGAUUGUCAAUUAUCGUGCUGACGAUCGCACUGGAUUCAAUGCGGAACAGCGACGCGAACCUGCAAAUCGUCCACGACUCAACAGAGUGUUGCAGUUAAUCCCUGCACAAACGGUAGCUCCGCUUUACACAAUUGAUGCCAUUCUUGCUCCUGCCUAUACUUCCGUGUCCCGUAUCGAUCAAAUACGACGACGUGAACAGGUGUCGCAUGAUAACCGAGAGGAUGGCAAUGAUGAAGAACGCGAUAAUCGAAGCCAUGUUCGAGAUGCGCUAGCGGAUCAACGUGAAGAUCGUCGUGAUAGCAUUCGAAAUGAUCGUCUAGAGGAACCUCGUGCUGAUCGUCGAGAUGAGCGUCGUGAUGAUGGACGUGACGAACGCCACGAGGAACGCCGCGAAGAACGCCGUGAUGACCGCCGCGAAGAUCGCCGUGAUGACCGCCGUGAAGAUCGCCGCGAGGAACGCCGUGAAGACCGACGUGAAAAUAUCCGUGACGAUCGGCACGAUAACCGUGAGGAAAACCGCCAGAACAGUUUGCGAGACGAUCGAGUCGAUGAGCGCAACGAAGAUCGCCGAGGAGAUCGCCAUGAUGAUCGUCGCGAAGAGCGACGUGAGGAACGCCGAGAUGAAAGACGUGACAAUCGUGAUGAUCGACGUCAAGCAGGCCAAGAAAUUGCAUCACAAUCGGAAGUUCGAUUCCAAGCGCCAUCGGUUUCUUAUCAGUACAGCAACUGAUUUACAUUGUCAGAUCACUGCCACACAAUGAAACGUAUUCACCGCCAUAUCUGUCAUGCAAAAUAGGGUGUGAUAGUAUCGCAAAAAUGAUUCAUGCGUUAUAUCCUUCCUAGCGUGAUGUUGUAAAAUGACAACCAUAUAUCGACUUAAUAAAGCAAAUGAAGAUCGAUUGAAAGCGAAACUCAAUCUCAUGUUAAAUAACGCCAACAUAAGUUCGCCAAUAUCAAUGCAAGUAGGUGCAUAAAUUGUAUAAAUGAUCGAAUACUGAAAUAUU